UUCAUGAUCUUUCUGCGCAACAAAAAUUUCAAUCAGUCAUGGAACAAUCACCCAAUGAAAGAAAAUCAUCAUCAAACAUCAACAACAACAACAAUAACCUAACAAAACAACAACAACAACAAACACCGAAACGAACUCAUCGACAAAUGUUAAUCGAUGAUGAAACAUAUCAUCCAGUAACGGAAACAUUUAAUCAACCAGUAUGGAAUUAUUUUUUAAGAAGUUCCGAUAGAAUGUCAUCAAAAUGUAAAAUCUGUAAUUGUAUGAUUCGAACGAUUGGUGAUAAUACUCGUGGUUUACAAUUACAUUUAAUACAUAAACAUAAAAUGAUGGAUAUUCCUGCUACAACAUAUUCUUCUUCUGGAAAUAGUGAUUGUGUAAAAAAACGUACAAGAAGUUCUACUCGAAAAAAGCCACAACAACAACAACAAAAUGAACAAAAUGAAUUGAAUAGAUUUUUGGAAGAUUUUAGUAAAACAUUAGGAGAACAACAACAACAAACAAAUAGCGAAACAAAAAUUAUUCCACCACAACAACAACAACAACAGCAGAUACAAGAAUCGAAUGUUUCAACUAUGAUAAUACCAAAUUCAAUUACCAUUGUUAAUAAUAAUGAUCAUUUAUGGAUUCCAUCGAUUAACGAUUCAUACAAGAUGGAUCCAAUACCAUUAUCAAUGGAUUUGUUUCGUAAAGAAAAUCUUGCCAUAGUUUUGUAUGGACAAAAUGAUUUACGUUUAGAACAAUGGCCAUUACCGGAUAAACUUGGAAAUGAUGAAGUUUUAUUACGAUCACAUAGUACAGGAAUUUGUGGAACAGAUCUUCAUUUAUGGCGUCAUGCACAAGUUGCGGAUUUUCGUUUACAACGUCCAUUUUGUUUAGGACAUGAACCAUCUGCAGUGGUAAUGAAAUGUGGUAAUAAUGUUCAUCAUUUGAAACCGGGUGAUCGUGUUGCUGUUGAACCGGCUAUACCAUGUUUGAAAUGUGACCGUUGCCGAUCAGGACGUUAUAAUCUUUGCCCGAUAUCGAAUCUACAAUCACAUGGUUUACCAAAUUCGGAUGGUUCAUUACGACGUUAUUAUACACAUCGUGCUGAUUUUUGUUUCAAAUUGCCGGAUUCGAUCUCAUUGGAAGAAGGUGCUUUAAUCGAAGCUUUAGCUGUAGUAAUUCAUGCAUGUCGUCGUGUUAAAAUUCAACCAGGUGAUUCGGUUUUAGUUUGUGGUGCUGGUCCAGUUGGUGUUAUGGCAAUGUUAGCUGCAAAAGCAUUUGGUUCAAAUCGUGUUUGUGUAACCGAUAUUAAACAAAGCCGGCUGAAUUUGGCACAAAAAAUGGGUGCCGAUCAUUGUUAUUGGAUUGAUUUAUCACAAAAAGAAUUAAGCAGUGUUGAUCGUGCACAACAUAUUGUCCAAAUGAUGGGCCGUUCACCGGAUAUUACAUUAGAAUGUACAGGUGUUGGAUCAUCACAAUCGAUGGCUAUUCAUGCAACAAAACAUGGUGGUCGUAUUGCUAUUGUUGGUUUAGGUCAACCAUCCAACGGAAUUCCAUUGUCAACAAUGACAAUGAAAGAAAUUGAUUUGAUUGGUGUUUGCCGUAUCAAAGAUGAUUAUCCAUUGGCAAUUGAAUUGAUUGAAAGUGGUAAAAUUAAUGUUAAACCAUUGAUUACACAAUGUUUUCCGAUUGAACAAGCAUUGGAUGCUUUCAAUUUACUUGGUACACCAUCCGAUGAUGAACAUCAAAAUGUUGUUAAAGUAUUGAUACAAUACAAUGAUGAUGAUGAUUGAUUGAUUGAAUCAAGGAAAAUUUUUUUUCUCGAAAAACAAAAAACUUUUGGUUGUGUCUUGUUGUUGUUUGCCUGAAAAAAACCAGUAUUAUUU
Dermatophagoides pteronyssinus (European house dust mite) is the source of this 1871-nucleotide messenger RNA. RefSeq names its product sorbitol dehydrogenase-like. Gene Ontology annotation, molecular function: L-iditol 2-dehydrogenase (NAD+) activity; DNA binding. NCBI's taxonomy places the organism in Eukaryota, Metazoa, Arthropoda, Arachnida, Sarcoptiformes, Pyroglyphidae. The record is from RefSeq and is a predicted model, not a curated record. Gene Ontology annotation, biological process: D-sorbitol catabolic process.